AUGGGGUUCGCGAUCUGCGAUGAGGCCUUUAAGCCACUUUUCCAAUUCAGCUUUUGUUCAAAUACUACUUGUAACGAUCAUUUAGUAGUUGGUUCAGCUAAUGGUUUGCUUUUAUUCUUGGAUGGAUGUGAUGAUACUCUUUUCGUAUGCAAUCCAAUUACAAGGGAAUAUGUCGAGAUUCCUCGUCUUCCUAAGCGUGGCUGCAUAGCUGGAUUUGGAGUGAGCAAAAUAAGUGGACAAUACAAGAUUUUAUGCCGUGAUCAAAUUAGGUCGUACCAUGUAUACACUCUAGAAAGAGGAGGAGGCUGUUGGAGAAGAAUUGCAGGGCCGAAGUUCUACCCUAGAAUGCCUUGGGGAAAUGUUAUAUUUUUUAACGGAUAUCUUCAUUGGUUGGCAUCUGAUUUGAAGGAGAGUCUCUUCGUUUGUUGCUUUGAUCUUGAAACCGAGGUCUUUACAAAGUUUUCUCUCCCUCCUCGUGAUAAUAGUAAUGAUCCUGUGAAAAAUUGGUGCCAUGUGAGAGGCGACUAUGAGCUAUGUGUUUUGGAAGGUCAGCUAUGCGUAUGCGAUAGUUUAAAAUCAACUGGAAUUGUGAUCUGGUGGAUGAAAAACUAUGGGGAUACGAAUUCUUGGGUAAAGGCAUGUAGGAUCAACCGACCACAAAUCGGUGAAGUUAUUUUCCCGCUCAAACUUUCUGCAAAUGGUGACUUGUUGUUUGCCAUUAAUACAGAUAAUCAACUAGUUACCUACAACCACAACACUGAUGAAUACCUUGUGAACAAUUCUUUUCUUGACCGUUCCAACGAUCAUGUUUACAAUAUCAUCACUUAUAUCCCAAGCUUUCUCUCGCUCACAGCUAUGGGGAUUUGCAAUGUUAAGUCAUUAAGUUUUUGUAAGGAUCAUGUACUUUCAUAG
Messenger RNA from Salvia hispanica, 912 nucleotides. RefSeq names its product F-box/kelch-repeat protein At3g06240-like. Lineage: Eukaryota; Viridiplantae; Streptophyta; Magnoliopsida; Lamiales; Lamiaceae. The record is from RefSeq and is a predicted model, not a curated record.